AGUGGUCUUGGAAUAGGGACAAGGAACGGAAGCGGGAAGGGGAGGAGCACGCACCCCUCCCAGCCUUGGUGCGCGCCGCGCCCCCUACCCUCUCGGUACCAAGUAGGGGACGCGCGGGCUGGACGCGCCCAGACGGCGGCGAUGGCGCCGGUGGCCCGCGGGCUUUCUAGGUGGAUGGGCCCCAACCCGGCCUUUCAGGGCUGGGGCGCGGCCUUUUUCGUGUGGCUUUUUCUCACCACCUUGUGCACAGCCCCAGCCAGCGCCAUCCAGGUGACGGUGUCAGACCCCUACCACGUGGUGAUCCUAUUCCAGCCCGUGACCCUGCCCUGCACCUACCAAAUGACCACGACCCCUGCGGCGCCCAUAGUCAUCUGGAAGUACAAGUCUUUCUGCCGGGACCGCAUCGCCGAUGCCUUCUCCCCGGCCAGUGCUGACAACCAGCUCAGUGCCCAGCUGGCAGCGGGUAACCCAGGCUACAACCCCUAUGUGGAGUGCCAGGACAGCGUGCGCACUGUCAGGGUCGUGGCCACCAAGCAGGGCAAUGCCGUGACCCUGGGAGACUACUACCAGGGCCGGAGGAUCACCAUCACAGGAAAUGCUGACCUGACCUUUGACCAGACAGGUUGGGGGGACAGUGGUGUGUAUUACUGCUCCGUGGUCUCGGCCCAGGACCUCCAGGGGAACAAUGAAGCCUAUGCAGAGCUCAUCGUCUUGGACUGGCUGUUCGUGGUCGUGGUCUGCUUGGCUGUGUUCCUCGUCUUCCUCCUCCUGGGCAUCUGCUGGUGUCAGUGCUGCCCCCACACCUGCUGCUGCUACGUCAGAUGCCCUUGCUGCCCGGACAAGUGCUGCUGCCCGGAAGCCCUGUAUGCUGCAGGCAAAGCAGCCACCUCAGGCGUCCCAAGCAUCUACGCCCCCAGCACCUAUGCUCACCUCUCCCCUGCCAAGACCCCACCCCCACCAGCCAUGAUUCCCAUGGGCCCCAUCUACAAUGGGUACCCUGGCGACUUCGACAGGAACAGCUCAGUUGGCGGUCACAGCUCCCAGGUACCCCUGCUUCGUGACACAGACAGCAGUGUGACCUCUGAAAUCCGCAGUGGCUACAGAAUUCAGGCCAGCCAGCAGGACGACUCCAUGCGGGUCCUGUACUACAUGGAGAAAGAGCUGGCCAACUUUGACCCUUCUCGACCCGGUGCUACCAAUGGCCAUGUAGAGCGGGCCAUGAGUGAAGUCACCUCCCUCCACGAGGACGACUGGAGAUCCCGGCCUUCCCGAGGCCCUGCUCUUACCCCAAUCCGGGAUGAGGAAUGGGAUCGUCACUCCCCUCGGAGUCCCAGACGGUGGGAGCAAGAGCCCCCUGUAGAGCGGCCAGGGAGUGGUUGGGGGGCCGGGCGGCCCCGUGCCCGAUCUGUGGAUGCUCUGGAUGACCUCACCCGACCCGGCUCUGCUGAAUCUGGGAGGAGGUCUCCCCCAAGUAGAGGGAGGAGAGGUCAAGCCUAUGGACCACCCCGAAGCCGAAGCCGAGAUGACCUCUAUGAUCAAGACGACCCAAGGGAAUUUCCACACUCCCGGGAUCCCCACUAUGAUGACUUCAGAUCUAGAGACCGCCCUCAUGCUGACCCUAGGUCCCGCCACCACCGGUCCCGGGACCCUCGGGAGGAUGGCCCCAGGUCUGGGGACCUCCAGUAUGAUGGGCGGCUACUGGAAGAGGCCUUGAGGAAAAAGGGGCCAGGUGAGAGGAGGAGACCUUACAGGGAGGAAAAUGAGGAGGAGCCCUACUACCCUCCAGCACCUCCCCCUUACUCUGAGACGGACUCCCAGGCAUCACGGGAACGGAGGCUUAAAAAGGUGAGAACAACCCUUCCUGCUUUAAGACCCUUCCUGGAUCCUCUCCUCCAGGCCUCCCCUGCUCACACCCAUUUUCUUUCUCCCUUGCAGAACUUGGCCCUGAGUCGGGAAAGCUUAAUCGUCUGAUCUCACGUUUUGUAUGUACCUUUUGUACUUUUUUUUUUUUUAAUUUGAGGGACUUAUUCAUGAUCUGCCCUCUUGAGACUAAUAAAACUUUCGAUCACAA
Molecule: messenger RNA, 2071 nt
Organism: Enhydra lutris kenyoni (northern sea otter)
Lineage: Eukaryota; Metazoa; Chordata; Mammalia; Carnivora; Mustelidae
Product: lipolysis stimulated lipoprotein receptor
Exons: 8
Coding region: 142-1971 (609 amino acids)
Biological process (GO): establishment of blood-brain barrier; tricellular tight junction assembly
Cellular component (GO): plasma membrane; tricellular tight junction
Source: RefSeq, a predicted model, not a curated record